AAAAGCAAAGACUUUUUCCCGACUCUGCAGUUGUCUCAUUAACGUGGCAUGCUUUCCUAUUAAUGGUCCUUUGGAUCCUUUUUGUUGAUUUGCAGUACUUUGAAGAUGUCUCCAAUACUGAGACUGUGUGUGCUUCUUGCUAUGUUCGGCUGCAUUUCUGCAUCACCAGAGAUCUGCACCAACGCCCUCCUGCCGGGAGCAAAAGGAGACCAGGGGGAGACUGGAGAGGAGGGGGAUCAGGGUAAACUGGGAAAGACUGGUCCACCAGGACUUCCAGGAGUCCCAGGGGAACCAGGGCUUAAAGGAGAAGUGGGUCAGAUAGGAAAAAUGGGGCCUUUUGGAGACAUAGGAGAUAGCGGUAAUAAAGGUAUGGAUGGACCUCCUGGUUCAAAAGGGAAAACAGGCACAACAUGUGACUGUGGCAGGUACAGGAGGGUGGUUGACCAGCUGGAUGCCAAUAUAGGCAAACUUGAGAAUGCUGUCAAGUUUGUGAAGAACGUUGUCUUGGGAUUAAAGGAGACCGAGGAGAGGUACUACCUUCUUGUGAAGGAACCCAAGAGGUUUAGUGAUGCUUCAAUGAACUGCAAGCUAAGAGGAGGCACCCUGGCUAUGCCUAAAACCAGCAACUCCAACCGUCUUAUGGCUGACUACAUCAGUCAGGCAGGACUUACUAGGACUUAUGUGGGAGUGCAGGUUCAAAACAAGGACAUCGAUGGAACAAACAGUUACAUCUAUGCAGACUCAAGCCCACUGCAGGGUUUUGCAGCUUGGAGUCAAGAAGAAAAGGCUGCCACCAACUCCAGCUGUGUGGAGCUGCUCAAUACUGGGACAUGGAGCCAUGUAGAAUGUGAAACCUCUAUGUUUUUCAUCUCGGGAGCCAAGAGGGUGAUAAGCAGAGGGGGAAGGAGGAGACGGAGACAAGAGAGAGAGAUGUCGGAACCAGCCGCUAAUCCCGCCGCCACCUCGUUCCCAGCGCCGGCUAUUUCUCUGCCUCUGGGACUGGACGUGCUGAGGACUUACUCUGGUGCGCUUAUCUGCCUAGAAAUAUUUUUCGGUGCCUUGGUAUGGAUCCUGGUGGCCUCCUCCAAUGUGCCUGUGCCCCUGCUGCAGGGCUGGGUGAUGUUUGUGUCUGUUACCACCUUCGUCCUCUCCUCCGUCUACCUCAUUCUCCUCAUCACCGGUUUGGCUGACCGCAUCGCCACCGAUUGGAACUUUUUGGAUGCGGUUUACCAUUUCAUAGCUCUGCUGUUCUACUUUGCCGCCUUUGUGCUGGAGGCAGCAACUACAGCAGCCAACGGAGGAGCUCACAUCAGUCCACUACCAAACAGCACUGACUCUGUCCUGUGCAUAACCCAACCCCGGGGGAAUAUAUUCACAGUCCUGACCUACAGGCAAUACAAUAUUAAUGUGGCGGCCACGGUAUUUGCGUCCGUGGUGACACUUUUCUAUGGCUGCAGUAUGGUGAUGGGAUUCAAGAGGUGCAGGAUGUAACCGGGAGAAUAAGCACACUAAUUUUACAUAUGCUUCACACUAUCCCAAGAUCCAUAAACUGGACUGGUUGUGUCAAACUGCUUCACCUCAUCACCUGCUCAGUACGGACGGAAAAGAGUUUGCCUCACUCAUCUACCCGGAUGUUUUUUUUUUAUUAUUGUCUUUCACUUAAAUGACUAUUAUUUGUCCAUUUUAUACUAUGAUAAUAUUUGGUCUCAUUAGAGGUUGAUAAAACGCCUUUAGAUUUUUAUUUUAAUUUAAAGACCGUACUGUUUUAACGUUCAUCUUUCUCUGAGAAACUGAAAUGCUAAGUUUAAAGUAGCAUUAUACUAAUCUGUGAGGGAUAUUUUCAGAUCCUGUUUGACAGCUUCCUUGUCCCUUUAGUAAAACCUGAAUGGGGAAUUUAACUGGCUGUGAUUGUACUUUACCUACCAAAAUCUUAAUCAUUUUGAGACUGAUGAAAAUUACCUGAGAGAUUUGUUUUCACUCAAGCGAAUCAUCCAGAUAUCUUUGUCCUAUUAGUUUUUAGUCAGACCCUCUCUGACAGAAGAUUUUCCAUUUCUGGUCCAUUUAAAAGUGUUUCGACAUGUUGUUGAAUUCAUAUGUCCACCAAAAUAUUUACAUGCUGUUUGUUUCGUUUGUUUUUACACUAUAAAAGGCAGCCUGAUAGUUUUGGCUACAUUUGUUGUACAGGAGCUGUUAACGCCAAGUAGAUUUAAAGCAACUGGGGACUAAUCUGAUCCGUGAAUUUCUUGUUGUCAGAUUUUCUAACCGUGUUUGGCCUUCAGUCUUUUUCCCAGUGUUUUAGCAGUUGCACACUGUGUGUCAAUAUUUUCCCUGCAUCUCUGUGCAGUACUGUAAAUCCUGCUCAAUGCUCUCUAUCUUUAAUGACUGACUGAUAAAGAAUAUGAAUCCAAGGUCUAAGUGACGUAAAUGUGUCACUGUGUUGAAUUACUGUAAACUGAUCACAGUCAUCGUGAUCAUCAAUUAUUAAACAUAAACAUUUUUAUUCUGAACAUCUCUUGUCAUAUAAUUGUAUGACUUACUUAUGUGUACUAAAAAAGUGUUUAUAUUUAACUGUGUUGAUGUAUUAUUUAACUGUUUGAAUCAGUAACUAGUUCACAUGAUACACUUGGUAAUUCAUUUGAUUUAUUGCAUGUUUGUUUGCUCUGGGCUGUUCAUUUGAAUAGUUUUAAAUGAAAAUUUUUGGAUGUUUUAUUGAUGGCUUUUUUGACAUUUCAAAUGCAAGUAGAACAAGAGAAAUAAACGUUUUAAGAUUAAUCCAA
Messenger RNA from Menidia menidia (Atlantic silverside), 2777 nucleotides. Lineage: Eukaryota; Metazoa; Chordata; Actinopteri; Atheriniformes; Atherinopsidae. The record is from the annotation of a GenBank genome assembly.